Messenger RNA from Boleophthalmus pectinirostris (great blue-spotted mudskipper), 2890 nucleotides. RefSeq names its product WD repeat domain 36 (gene wdr36). NCBI's taxonomy places the organism in Eukaryota, Metazoa, Chordata, Actinopteri, Gobiiformes, Gobiidae. Gene Ontology annotation, molecular function: protein binding. Gene Ontology annotation, cellular component: small-subunit processome; Pwp2p-containing subcomplex of 90S preribosome. The record is from RefSeq and is a predicted model, not a curated record. Gene Ontology annotation, biological process: rRNA processing. The coding region runs from base 155 to 2797 and encodes 880 amino acids. The transcript is spliced from 21 exons.
GAGCGCCGCUGUUUCCCCCCGGACCGUCGCGUCUCUCGGUGCAGCUGCUGUUUUGGUCUCGUGCUCCCGGUGCUCCCCGGUCCUAACGCGCUUCUCCGUUAAACCCGCGUGACCCCCCCGUGACCCCGCCGUGACCGCGCCCAGCACCGGGACCAUGACGUCAGGCGGCGGGAGCGCGCUCUUCUCCGGGUUCCGCGUGCUCGGGCUCUACUCCAACCACGUGCCGCACGCGCUCCGCUACCAUCACAAGCACCGCGAGUUCUACGUGGUGACGUCAGUAGGAAAAUGCUUCCACACGUACAACGUGAAUCGCCUCGGGAUCGUCUCCGUCAGUAACAGUCUGUCAGAGGACAUCUCGUGUUUGGCGGCAGAUCGGAUGUUGGUUUUCGCUGCCGCAGGACGAGAGAUCAGCGCCUUCGCCAGGAACAAAGAGGUGGUGCAGUGUUACCGUGGACACGAGCAGGAAGUGCGUCAUUUGCUUCCUCUGGGCGAUCAGCUGAUCUCCUCGGACGCCGGCGGUGACGUCAUCGUGUGGGACGUGCAGAGCGCCGAGUUGUACGUGCGUUUGCACUUUGACCCGUUGACCUUUGACCCGUCUGUUCUGUUUCACCCGAGUUCGUAUCUGAACAAAAUCCUCCUGGGAUCAAGACAAGGACCUCUGCAGCUCUGGAACGUCAAGACCAGUUCUCUGGUUUUCUCGUUCUCUGGUUGGGGCUGCGGCGUCACGGCGCUGGAACAGAGUCCCGCGGUGGACGUGGUGGGCGUCGGCACGGCAACAGGACGCAUCAUCAUCCACAACAUCCGAUUGGACGAGACACUCAUGAGCUUCACUCAGGACUGGGGACCAAUCACAGCGCUCGCCUUCAGGACAGACGGCGUUCCGGCGCUGGCGUCCUGCUCGCCUCAGGGUCACGUGGCGUUCUGGGACCUGGAGCGGCGGCAGAUGACGUCACAGCUGAGCCACGCCCACCGCGGGGCCGUUGCCGGGGCGACGUUCGUGCACGGAGAGCCCCUAUUGGUCACGAACGGCGGCGACAACGCGCUGAGGGUGUGGCUCGUGGAGGAGGGCGGGGCCAGGCUCCUGCGCUGUCGCCAAGGACACAGCGCCCCGCCCACCACCAUCCGUCACCACGGCAACGACGGGAAGAACAUCCUCAGCGCAGGUCUGGACGGGACUCUUCAGUCUUUCUCCACGGUUCAUGAACGAUUCAACAAAAACCUGGGCCACGGUUCCAUCGACAAAAAGAAAGAGAAAAAAAAGAAACACGGUUUGAAACAUGAAGAACUGAGGCUUCCCCCGAUCACCACCUUCUGCUCCGGUCAGGGUCGGCGUCAGUCCGACUGGGAUUCUGUGGUUUCGUGUCAUCGCGGUCGAAGCUCCGCCUCCACCUGGAACUAUCAACGCUGCACCAGCGGAGCCCACCGCCUCAGGGCCCCGCAGUGUGAGGCCAACAGCCACGCCACGGCUGUGGACAUCACUUCCUGUGGACACUUCACUGUGAUUGGCUGGUCGUGCGGCACCGUGGGCGUGUUUAAUCUUCAGUCGGGUUUGUACCGCGGCGACUUCAGAGCCCCAGACAGAGCGCACGGCGGCGCGGUGAGGGGCGUGGCCACAGACCUCCUGAAUCAGCUGACCGUCUCCGCGGGCUCUGAUUGGCUGCUCAGGUUCUGGAGAUUCAAAACAAAGAAACUGGAACAUGAACUACAACUCCCAUCAGCCCCUGCUGCCCUGCGCCUGCACCGAGACAGUGGGAUGUUGGCGUUGGCGUUGGAUGAUUUCUCGUUGUUGGUGGUCGACAUGGAAACGAGACGCGUCGUCAGGAAGUUCAGCGGUCACCACGGCAACGUCAACGAUAUGAGUUUCAGUCCAGACGCUCGUUGGCUCGUCUCCGUCUCAUUGGACUGCACCAUCAGGACCUGGGACCUGCCCUCCGGAAGUCUGGUGGACUGUUUCCUGGUUGCCGCGGCGCCGGUGGGCGUGUCCCUGUCACCGACAGGAGACUUCCUGGCGACGACUCAUGUGGACUCACUUGGAGUGUUUCUAUGGACCAAUCGCAGCCUGUGUGGCCCAGUGGGACUCCGCCCCCUGCCCUCGGACUUCCAGCCGACCAAUGAGACGCUGCCGUGCGCGCGGCCGGAGGAGGAGCAGGAAGUGACGUCGCCGCAGGACGACGACGCGUUCGUGUCACGUGAUCAGUUGGGGGCGGAGCUCGUCACACUGAGUCUCCUCCCAGAGUCAAGAUGGAGGACGCUGCUGCAGCUGGACGCCAUCAAGAAGCGGAACAAACCGUUGGCGCCUCCUGUGGCUCCGCCCACCGCGCCCUUCUUCUUACCCACAAUCCCCGGCCUCACGCCUCAGUUCAGUGUUCCCACGGCAACGGACGCCGACGCCCAGUCGAAGGUGGUGACCUGGGGCGCUCUGGGUCAGAGGUCAGAGUUCAGCCGUGCACUGGAGGACGCCGCGACCUCCGGAGACUUCGCACUUCCUGUUUCGCUGCUGAGGAAAAGUGGGCCGUCCUUCGUCUCCUUGGAGAUUUCUGACCUAUCGGCCAAAGGGGGCGUGGCCUUCCUCCGGAUGAUUGACGGCAUGCUGCGGAGUGGGCGGGACUUCGACCUGGCGCACGGUUACCUCGCCCUCUUCCUGAAGACUCACCUGAGGAACGUGUCACGUGACCCCGUCGCCGUGGAGACGCUGCUCCGCCUCUCCCCUCGCCUGGAGCAGGUGUGGGCGGAGCUUAGAGCCUCGUUGGACCAAUCCCUGUGUCUGCUGUCGUACGCCAAGAGCGCCCUGAUUUAGUACAGAGCGAGAGACCCCGCCCCCGCCGAGAGCGAGAGACCCCGCCCCGCCGAGAGCGAGAGACCCCGCCCCCGCCGAGAGCGAGAGACCCCG